CAAAAUGGCGACUCCCAUGCAUAGAUUGAUUGCUCGUAGACAAGCGGAGGCUAACAAACAACAUGUUCGCUGUCAGAAAUGUCUGGAAUAUGGCCAUUGGUCUUAUGAGUGCACAGGGAAAAGAAAGUACCUUUAUAGACCUUCCAGGACAGCGGAGUUGAAAAAGAAACUCAAAGACAAAGAGAACAACACCUCAAACGAGACGGGACCUGGAAUAGUAUCUCUAACUGAGAAAAAGACUAAGAAAAAAAGGACCUCCUCCAGUUCCAGCAGUAGCGGCAGUGAUUCCUCCCACUCUUCAAGCGACUCUUCCUCUGACAGCAGUGAUUCGUCCAGCUCCUCGUCCUCAUCUGAAGACAGCAGCAGUGACAGCGAGGACAGUUCCAGCUCAUCUUCCAUGUCCUCUUCCUCCACUUCUGACUCUGAUUCAGAUUCAACCAGCAGUUCUGACCACAGCCCACCAAAAAAGAGAAAAAAGAAGAAAUGAGGCCCUGUUUCAUCUAAUUCAAACACAGAAGUCAUAUCACACACUGACAGUACUGACAACAGCUUGGUGAAGUUAAAAUACCCCAACAAAAUGUCUUCUCUGCCUCCUUUCCUCCUCUAGGACAUGUAUUGACACACAGGAUAUGAGGGCAGGGUGGACACAGUAGCUUGUCACUUUCCUUUGUCCUUUUGAGUGAUAUGUCAAGACUAUAAAUUAUUAUGCAGUCACACAUCAUUUAUUUAUAGUGACACUUGUUGCUUUAUUAUACGUCCUAUUGACCAUAAACAAUCCAUUUUUGAUUCUCUGCUGUUAGGAUGUGCAUUAUUGUACUUAAAUGACUGCUUACAGAUAUUAAAGGGAUGCAUAUUGAAAGGGACUGGGACAAUAUUUUAAGAACUAUAGUCUUAAGAAAUGUUUUCUUUAUUCAGAUUUUUUAAGAAUAACAUGCCCUUUGUGAGAUGUCAAUAUAUCAAAGAAUUAGAUUAAAUGCUGUGAAAUUUACCAUUUCAACAAUAAUGUGUAUGUACUGAUAUAAAAGCAGAAUCCUGUUUUCAAAUAUCAAUAUAUUUUUACAGGUCAACAUGUGUACAUAAACUAAGGAAUGGAAUAAUAAUAUUAAUGGUUGAAGGA
This is a messenger RNA of Xyrauchen texanus (razorback sucker), 1117 nucleotides long. RefSeq names its product zinc finger CCHC domain-containing protein 10-like. The transcript has 4 exons. Gene Ontology annotation, molecular function: nucleic acid binding; zinc ion binding. Lineage: Eukaryota; Metazoa; Chordata; Actinopteri; Cypriniformes; Catostomidae. The record is from RefSeq and is a predicted model, not a curated record. The coding region runs from base 5 to 487 and encodes 160 amino acids.